CCCGGCUGAGGAAUCCCAGGCAGCGUUUAAUUGCAGAGAGCAAAAGGCUUUAGUUGGUCUAAUGAGCUCAGAACCGGCGCUGGGGACUCUUCCACGAGAGACGAGAACCCCUUCCCGGUGGAACCUCGCAGGGCGGCCGGAUCUUGGGUGGAAGAAGGGAGGAGAAGGAAUUCAGGUACAGCCGACAGUGUGAGAGAAUAUACCAGAGCCAGGAGACGGAGUGAGAGGUGGAGAAACAGAGAGGAGAGAGGGGAGGGGAGGAAACGGGAAAUACACACAUAGAGGGAGAGAGAGAGAGAGAGAGAGGAAGCCUGCAGCAGCAAAUGAGCCAGAACAACGAGGCGGGAGAGGUAGAAACAGAGAGAAAGGGAGGUGGAGAGGGGCCCCGUCUAGGAGAGAGGGCUACAGGGUGAGGAAGAAGUAGAGUUAGAAGUUAGAAGAAGGAGAAGGGGGUUUUUAGGGAGGAAAAAAGAGCGGUGGCAGGGAUUACAGGAGAGAAGAAGAAGGGAAACAACAGACAGGAAGGAAAGGGAGGGAGACGUCUUGGGUAGAGACGGAAGGAAAAAAAAAAAAGAGCCGAAGAAAAGUUUUCAGAUGAGGAAAACAGAGCGAGUGGAUGACCGGGCUGAAGGGAGCAGAGAGGGGAGGAAACCAAUUUUCUAAGGCUGUUUUUUCUACACAAACCUCUGGACGUCUUUGGACAUGUACACAGACGGCUCGCAGGCGGCGGGACACCACCGGUUCAUUCAGCACCUCAACACCGCGGGCCCCUGCUCCUGCCAGCACUGCGUGCACCGCGAGCAGCCGGCGUACGGCCAUCGCGGCGGGCCGGGAUUCCGACCGGCACCAGCCCGGCGGACGGACCACCCGUCUCCAGGCUGCGGGAGAGACGCCCCGGCCCCUCGGGCUAAAGACGCAGGGGCCAGAGCUUACGUAGCGGACGGAGGCGGGAGAAGCGGCCAUCGCAGCCCACAGAGGAGGCCUGUGUUCGCAGGGCCGGACCCUCGCAGCCAGUCAGACGACCUGAGGCGAGCGUGCCCCUGGGAUUUGAACCCUGCCCAGUGGAGCCACCCGCCGGAGCCCGGGGCGAGACACUGCCCGUCUGUCAGAGAACAGUGUGGCUGUGUGGCGCGCGGCGACACCAGGGCGCACCCCUUCAACGCUGGGAUACCGCAUCCUCUCCCCCACCUGCAGGUCAGAGGUCAGGGAUACAGGCACCGGAGGACCGUCACAGUGGAAGAGGAGGGAGAGGAGUGCGGAUGCAACUUUGAGGGCUAUCGUUCGGAGCCACGCGAUCCCCACCUCGGUCGGACACACGCGCCGAAUGGCCACUGCGGCCCGAGGACCGGGUUCUUUGAAGGAGGGGAGGAAACAGAUAGCCAUCAGGCCCGGGGGAGACUGGAGGGUGGAUCAGACGAGGGCUGCAACGGAGGUGUUGGCUCUCACAAAGGUUUCUUCCCCACUGAAGUGCCACAAAAACACUUGAAGCAAAGAGAGAAGGGGCCCCGCGUCACACAUUCUGGCAUAUCCAGUCCCACAACCAACGGGGACCAUCAGAGCCAGGUUUCGGAUGUGGCGAAGCAGAAGAGGAGGCAAGAUUUGGUGAGGGAUAAAAUCCGACAGGUGGUGACAGAUCUGGAGGAUGUGUUGGGGGGUUUGAAGCAAGUUCACGUGGAGAUGAAAGAGGUGGUGCAGCAGAUUGAUCGCCUUACAGCCAGAAUCGACCUCAGCGAGGAGACGUCCUGCAUCACUCACGCCGGGGAGUCCAUUAACUUUCACGGCUCAGCUCAUCCAGACGACCUUACGGCGGCCCAGCAGCCCGAUCACAAGCCCGCUCCAGUUCGGGCGACGCAACACAUCGUCGAAGACCGGAUCAUACUAAGAACUAACUCUCCGUCGCCUGUUCACGUGGCGUCAGUCGUCAAAACGAGCCGCUUCACCCCACCCAGCAUCGCCAAGGACGUCAACCACGAAAGGACCGGCGCCAACGGCCACGCGCCUCACCUCCAUCGCCUCAGAGACUCCAACCACGUCGGCCAAGCUCACCCUGAGCCCCACCCGCACAGCCUGGAGCCCAAGGUCAUCAUUGGUAACAGCACCUCCGGUUCAAGAACUCAGAAGCCUCCUCUGUACCCCAAAAACGGGCGCUGUGGGAAAGGCCCGUAUCUGCCCCCCAAGCCCGUGAGGACCCCUGCCUGCCCCGCGAGAGGCUGCCAGAGCGCCAGCAAUGUGUGAGGGGAGAGGGAUGUGGGAGUGGGGGGAGGCAGGCAGGGAGGGCGGGGAUGGGGAGAUGUGGGGGGUGGGUUUGCCCCAAGUGCCGUGUGGGCCUGAAACAUGAGACCCCGCUGCAGCGAGAGUGGAGGUCAGAGUGGGACCAGGCGGGGGAACAACGCACGCAGGAGCUGAUGCCACAGAGACAAGCUGUCAGCCGGUGGAAACGGAGCAUGGCCGGAAGAGGGGGAUAUUUCCAAAGGGAAAACCUCCCCCAUCUCUCCUCCUCAAGAAUCGACCUGCGUCUGUACGUCACGCAAGCACGGAAGCGUGAGGAGCGGCAGUCAAACCUCUCUGAGAAUCUAUGCAUUCGCUGUUUCAUGUGAGGUGGCGUAAAAUGAUGAGGAGGAUAAAAGGAACUACUAUUUAUAGUAUAUUUCUACGACAGUGUUAAUUUAUUUCAUACCAGGCUAUUUUUUGCAAAUAGAUCUAUUUUUGGGCAGCUUACACCAGUCUGGAUACUACCUAACCUAAUGUAUACUAUGUCAAGAUUUAUAUCAUCAAAGCUGGUGUUCAGAUAUAUAAAUAAGAGUUGACAGGUUUUCUCACUGUUACAUGGUUUUUCAAAGUAUGUAAGAUUAAUAAUCAGCGAGGAGACUGGAAAGUUGCAAAAAAAGCAAUACAAUAGAUUCCUCUUUCCUUUUUUACACAAUCUGACGGUUCAAUUGUCCAAGAGAUGCGCAUCGACUGCUGAAUGUCCCUCAUUUCAGGAUGAAAUAAAAAAUAAUUGACGCCAGCA
Molecule: messenger RNA, 3010 nt
Organism: Gasterosteus aculeatus aculeatus (three-spined stickleback)
Lineage: Eukaryota; Metazoa; Chordata; Actinopteri; Perciformes; Gasterosteidae
Biological process (GO): positive regulation of cell size; positive regulation of translation
Source: RefSeq, a predicted model, not a curated record